GUCACUGAAAUAGCUCGUGAAAAAGUUCUUGGAGUUGUAGGAGAACAUCUUGAUUGUCACAUAAACUUCCAAAAUUAUGUGGAUGAUCUAAAAAAAAGGGUCAGAGAUUUAAAACGCAAAAGAGGCGAUAAAGAAGCAGAAUUAAGAAUAGUGGAUCUCACAGUAAAAAAGGUCAAAGAAGAAGUGCGGGAAUGGCUUGGAGAGGCAAGGACGUCAUUGAUGAAAUGCUAGAUAUUGAAGAAGAGGUUCAGAAUGCUUCAUACUUCUCACGUGGUAGCCUUGGAAGACGUAUUCGUCAAAAGAGAUUCAAGAAGUCAGGGAAAUUUAUGAUCAGGGUUAUUUGGGUCACAGUAUCACAUCCAUUCAAUGUUGUAAGAUUACAAGAUGACAUUGCAAGAAGAAUGAACAAAAGAUUUCGAGAUGAUGCGAAUGAAUUGGAGCGAGCAUCAAGGUUGAUGAAGCUUAUGAAAACAAUGAAAUAUGCUUUGAUCUUGGAUGAUGUGUGUGAUAACUGUACUCUUCAAAGAGUUGGAAUCCCAGAACCAACAAGGGAGAAUGGGUCCAAAAUUUUUAUUAUUAGCAAAUCUGUUGAUGUAUGCAACUUCUUGAGAUGUCAAAUAGUUAAGGUGCUACCUCUUCCAAAGCAAGAGUCUUUGAACUUGUUUUUAGAUGAGGUUGGGCGAGAUGUUCUACAAAUUUCCAAUUUGGAUGAGAUUUUGAAGCUUAUAGUGCAUAAAUGUGCUGGUUUGCCAUCUGUCAUUGUUGGCAUUGCUAGUGGAAUGAGAGGAGUAAAAGAUUUUUGUGAGUGGAGAAAUGCAUUACUUGAGUUGCCUUGGCGCUGGGUUUGCAAGGAACCCAAGCGUGCUGGGUUCGCGUCUGGUGUUGAGUUCGCGUCUGGUGUUGGGUUCGCGUUUGGUGCUGGGUUCGCGUCUGGUGUUGGGUUCGCAUUUGGUGCUGGGUUCGCGUUUGGUGUUGGGUUCGCGUCUGGUGCUGGGUUUGUUGGGUUCGCGUCUUGUGCUGGGUUCGCUGGGUUCGCGUUUGGGUUCGCACCGAACCCAGCAUGCCUGGGUUUGGUGGAACCCAGCACGCUUGGGUUCGGUUCCUUGCGAACCCAGGUGCUGGGUUCGAUUUUGAACCCAGCAGGAGGUGGGUUUGAGCAGCUGCUGAGUUCCUGCAAGUGAGGCUUUGGGUUUCGUUUCGAACCCAGCAGCCCUUGGGUCAAAUAUCUAUUGAGUUUAAUCUGUUGAUUUGUUGUGUUAUCCUUGAAUUUAAUAUUAGGAAUUAGGGUUUGUAGAAGAAGGUUAAAGGAAAGAGAGAGGAAGAACAAAGGGAAAAAGGAAAAACAAACGAAGAAAAAAAAAAAAGGAAUAAGAAAUUUUUUAAGAUUUU
Rubroshorea leprosula is the source of this 1389-nucleotide messenger RNA. The record is from the annotation of a GenBank genome assembly. NCBI's taxonomy places the organism in Eukaryota, Viridiplantae, Streptophyta, Magnoliopsida, Malvales, Dipterocarpaceae.